This is a messenger RNA of Perkinsus marinus ATCC 50983, 618 nucleotides long. RefSeq lists its product as hypothetical. The coding region runs from base 1 to 618 and encodes 205 amino acids. The transcript has a single exon. Lineage: Eukaryota; Perkinsozoa; Perkinsida; Perkinsidae. The record is from RefSeq and is a predicted model, not a curated record.
AUGGCUAUCACGUUGUCAUCACCAAAACUGUUCUUCACUGCGAGCAUCAUCAUGAUCAUCGCAGUCCUCUCACCCUUCAUGGGCGUUCAUGCUGAGACUUGUUCGGAGCUGUGUUCAAGGAUAAAGAAAUGCGCAAGUUCCAAGUAUGGCUCCUACUGUAAGGCAUCAUCAGUGCAUAGCACUACUACAGUCUGCUACGGCCUGUUCAAGGAUCUUAAUGCUUCAAUAUGCUAUACCGAUUCACAAGGCGAUAACUGCUGGGGAAGCCCCGUCGAGUGCGAGUACGACGACUACGGCUUCGACGAGGUCACUACUGGACCGACUAGUCCUAGCUUGAAUGAUAAGAGAGACUCGAGACCGUCUCCUGAGAAGUGGCGAAUUCUACCAACGACUACUUAUGCUAAUGAUGCUGCUGCUAUCGACAGUCAAUCGAGUGCCCUAUCUAGCUCAGGGGCUAGUAGGAGGAGACUGACAGAGCUCUCAGUGGUAAUGCAGAGGCCAGAAGAAGAGUGGCCAUCUCAGAAGGAGGUUCCCAAGCCUGUGUCAACUGCUAAGCGUCAGGGUCAGCCAUCGCUGAGCUGUGAAUUUUCUCAAUGGGCUCUGGAGAAAGUCCUGUAA